GCGCUUCCUUCUGUUCAUCGUAGCCCUCGGCUCCCAGCCGUCAUCCGUCACGGCGAUUGCCGCCGAGGGCGUAGUGCUGAUGCAGUCGAGGCUCCGGGGCUCGAAGACCACAGAGACCUCCGGGGAGACGUCCAUAACUUUCGAGGAUGCCGACACCUCCAGGGAGAGCUCCCUUGAGGAAGCGCUCGGCGCUCGUUACAGCGAUGACGAUGAGUCUUGCUCAGCCGAAGGGCUGAGCCCGGGCGUCUGUGCCCUGUCAUCCUUGGCGCGGCCUCGAGUCGUGAAGACGAGGCUUCGGAAGUCCGUAGCGGAUUGCGACGAGGAAGAGAGCCGGGCCAGGUUGGAGCGUGCCCUGGUCGCAGAGAUCGAGUCGGCUUUGGCUGGGAACCACUCUGCUUUCGACGACUCGCGCCUUCAGAAGCUCGAGGAGGACCUGCGGCCGCUUUAUGCCACACUGCCGCACGAGUAUCCUCUGGCCGACAUUGAG
Messenger RNA from Symbiodinium pilosum, 487 nucleotides. The record is from the annotation of a GenBank genome assembly. Lineage: Eukaryota; Dinophyceae; Suessiales; Symbiodiniaceae.